Messenger RNA from Lasiodiplodia theobromae, 3078 nucleotides. RefSeq names its product High mobility group HMG1/HMG2. The coding region runs from base 1 to 3078 and encodes 1025 amino acids. Gene Ontology annotation, molecular function: oxidoreductase activity; protein binding. NCBI's taxonomy places the organism in Eukaryota, Fungi, Ascomycota, Dothideomycetes, Botryosphaeriales, Botryosphaeriaceae. The transcript has 3 exons. The record is from RefSeq and is a predicted model, not a curated record.
AUGUUCUCCACCGAAACCGCCACGGAGAGCGAUGCCGCCGAUGCGCACUCGUAUCUGCUCAACACCUCCCAUGAUCUGCUGGAAGACCACCUGGCCGCCAAGGAAUCCGAGCUGGACUUUGCGCUGAAGGAUGAGCAUAUCGACGAUGUCAGCUUUUCCGCCUUCGACCAUGGCCCUCUGUACGACCGUUACGAUGAAUCAGGCCCGUCGUCCGUGCAGCCGGGCGACAACAAUGAUUUUUCAGAGCCCGGCGGCAGUCACAUGAGUCUGAAAGGCGACGGCGACGACGCUCGCCCGGCCCUUGACGGCACCGUGGACCAGCAUCAUGUAUCGGUGGACGAUGACACCACCCCCGGCGAUGCUGUAGUCCCCUCUGCUGCAGACUCCGCAAUGCACGUCGACGACUCCAACGGUAUGUCGAAGAUGAUUUCUGAUGAGUUUGAGAUGAAUCACCACACGCCUUUGCACCAGGGGACGCCCGAGAUUAAUGUCGCGAUUCCGGCAAGUGCGACUGGCCUUGACGACGAGCCCAAGCAUCACAAUACACUGUCUGGCCGCGUUCAGAAGAACACCAAGGACACGCCCCGCUCCUCCAACAUGUCUAUAAAACAGGAAUCCCCCGGCCUCACCACACGUCCAUCUGGCUACCCACCGAUUGGAAAAAACUUACCUGCAUUCAGGGCCAAAUCUUCGAUACCCGCGCACAUACCAGUAUUGGAGUUUGCGCGGCAGUGCAUUUUAGCAGCCCAGUCGUCGAGGCUCAAUCCAUUCGCCUUACAUCCUGGCGAAUACGAGCUUCUCAGGGAUCACAUCACGCACCCUCAAGUCACCGUCUACCUUAAUAUCCGAAACGCCAUUCUUCGGCUUUGGACGAGGAAUCCCCUGGUCGCCGUAACGAAGGCGGAGGCAGCAGGGUGCGCAAGAGACGCUCGGUAUUUCGACAUGUCGCAAGUGGCGUACAAGUGGCUCGUGCGUAACGGGUACAUCAACUAUGGCUGUAUCGAGCUUCAAAGCACUGCCGGACCCAUAUCGAGAGCCAAGGCCAGAGGUGGUAAGCGCAGGACGAUAGUCGUCGCUGGAGCCGGAAUGGCAGGGUUGGGUUGUGCGCGGCACCUGGAAGGCUUGAUUGCGCAGCUCGGGGAACAGUGGACGAACAAUGGAGAAAGACCGCCCCGCGUGGUUGUGCUCGAGGGGCGCAAGAGGAUCGGCGGUCGUGUAUAUUCGCAUCCAUUGAAGAACCAGAGCAAGAGCACGCUUCCUCCAGGACUCCGGAACACUGUCGAGAUGGGUGCGCAGAUUAUCACUGGCUUCGAGCAUGGAAAUCCUCUGAACUGCAUCAUCCGCGGACAGCUCGCACUUCGAUACCACACCCUCAAAGACGACACCAUCAUCUACGACACCGAUGGGGCUGUGGUCGACCAAGAGGGAGACAUACUUGUUGAGAAGCUUUACAAUGACAUUCUGGAGCGAGUCAGCCAGUUUAGGAACAAGGCUCCACCGCCGCAAACCGUCGAAGGGGACCGACGUCUCAUCCAAUUAGGCCGCGAUCCUUCAAAUGAUUCUGGCGAUCUCAUCUCGUCGCUUGAGGAUGCCGGUGCCUCUCAAACAGUGCCAAGCCUGAACUCCAACAAAAUCAAGAAGACGUUGAGCCUCGGAGGCUGGGAUCAGGACAUUGGGAAUGAAUUUGAGGGGCCCCACUCGCACAUUAUUGGCGGAUAUCAACAGCUUCCUCGAGGACUCUGGCAGAGCCCUACCAAGCUCGACGUCCGUUUUAACAGCCCGGUGAAAUCCAUACGCCAAGAGAAUGCGCGUCAUGUCGUGGAAUGCGAUAACGGCGAUAUAAUCGAAGCUGAUGAGGUCGUGGUCACAAUCCCUCUCGGAGUCCUGAAGCGAGGAGUAAUCAGUUUCAGUCCUCCUUUGCCAGAGUGGAAGACGGCGCCGAUUCAGCGGCUAGGCUUUGGAUUACUGAACAAGGUCGCAUUAGUUUACGACACGCCGUUCUGGGAACCCGAUCGCGAUAUCUUCGGCACUCUCAACGAGGCCGAGCUCCGAGACAGUAUGGAGCAGAAGGAUUACGAAUCCCGCAGAGGCCGGUUUUGGCUUUUCUGGAAUUGCAUUAAGACGACCGGGCGCCCGACGCUCGUUGCGCUUAUGGCCGGUAAUGCCGCGCACGAUACUGAAGUAACAGAUGAUCACGUCUUGGUCCGCGAGGUCACAGAGCGCCUAUCCAAAAUGUUCGCGCCAGCAAUUGUCCCGCUUCCAACAGAGUAUAUUGUAACGCGGUGGAAGAAAGAUCCGUUCGCCGGUGGCAGCUAUUCUUUCAUGGGGCCGACCGCACAGCCAGGCGACUAUGAUGCCAUGGCACGACCAAUAGGUUCUCUACACUUUGCAGGCGAAGCGACCUGUGGCACUCACCCGGCAACUGUGCACGGCGCAUAUCUGUCCGGUCUCCGCGCAGCAUCAGAGGUGGUUGAUUCGAUGCUCGGGCCAAUCGAAGUGCAGCACCCGCUGGUUGCACCAAAGGCGAAGCAAGGCACCCCCACACUAGGCGCCGGCGCCGGCACGAAGCGUGGCCGUGAGGAGAUGGACUCAGUCGAGUCACGAAACGUGAGACAGGCCAGGAACGAGGACUUGGAGGUUUUGAUCACGGCAGCGAUCCUCGAGCAAGUCGGGGAACGGCCACACAAGCCGGAGAGAACAGGCAACAAUCCAUAUCUGCUGUACACCAGGGACCACUGGCACAGCGUCAAGGCGGAGUGCGACGAGCAACGCAGGGCGGCCACGGGGGAUGCGAACGCAAAGGCGUCGAAGGACCACAUCCGCACGGUCCUCGGUGCGAAGUGGCGCAACGCACCGAACGAGGUGCAACAGCCGUACCUCGACGAGGCCAACAAGCUCAAGGAAGCUAGCGCCACAGCCGCGGCAGAGUACAAGGAGAAGGCAGCCGUUUGGGAGAAGGGGGCGGCCCGGAUUCGGACGGAGUUCAUGGCCAGGAACCUCGCGCAAGGCGAGUCUUUCAGCGGCAAAACGGCGAUCGAGACGGGCAGCACACGGAGGGAGCGACGGGUCGUGUCGUGA